GCAAAGACAGGUGCCAGAACCUUCGAACGUCUGUCUCUCUUUUCACUGAAUGCUGCUUCUGCUCCCGGAAGAGAUGAAGGGAGCUGAGGGGCUCAAAAGGGUUGCUUGAGCUCGUCGUACUCGCGAUCGUGUCCUGUUCUGUUUGGUUACCAGUGAAGUAGGGGACGCCUUCAAGCAAGGUCCUAGUGUUGCGUUGGGCCAGUGAUUGGCGCGCUGCUUGGUAUAUGAAUCUACUCACUCAGGCUGUAGUCACCGAGCCACCUUUGGUUAAGCUGAGAGUUCAUCAUGGGCGGUUCAUCUGAAUCAGAGGACUUCCUGAAGGACUACUGGAUACCUGAUUAUGUGCUUGGACUGGCAGGACCAGUUGCCGAGAAUGGAUCCCAUUUGCCUGCCUGUCCGGUGAUUGUGUUUAUUAACUCAAAAAGCGGUGGACAGCUAGGUGGAGAUCUUCUUGCUAGUUGCCGAUCCCUUCUUAAUAAGAAUCAGGUUUUCGAUUUGGGGGAAAGGGCUCCUGAUGAGGUGUUACAGCAUCUAUACUUGACUCUGGAGAGGCUAAAGCAUGACGGAGAUGCCUUGGCGGGUGAAAUCCAGAGGAGACUGAGAAUUAUCGUUGCAGGUGGGGAUGGUACAGCGAACUGGCUUCUUGGAGUGGUUUCUGAUCUCAGACUUCCUCAGCCACCUCCGAUUGCCACCGUGCCUUUGGGAACUGGAAAUAACCUUCCGUUUUCAUUUGGAUGGGGGAAGAAAAACCAAGCCACCAAUAAGCAAUCCGCGAUGUCAUUCUUGAAUCAAGUGAAAACUGCAAAGAAGAUGAAACUUGAUGGCUGGCGAAUCAUUAUGAGAAUGAAAACCCCUGAACAAGGUUCUUAUGACCCCAUUGCGCCAGGUGAAAAGAUCAGUUCAUUGCACGCAUUCAAGAGGGUCCCCGACGCAGAUAAGUUAAACAUGGACGGAUUCCACACAUUUCAAGGCAGAUUUUGGAACUACUUUACCAUAGGAAUGGAUGCUCAAGUGUCAUAUGCAUUUCACUCGAAGCGAGAACUUCAUCCAGAAAAGUACAAGAAGCAAUUGGUUAAUCAAAGUACUUACUUGAAGCUUGGAUGUACUCAAGGAUGGUUUUGCGCUUCCAUUUUCCAUCCUUCGUCACAGAACAUAGCGAAGCUGGCAAAAGUCAGGAUACUGAGAAGAAAUGGCCUCUGGGAGUAUCUGCACAUCCCUCAGAGCAUCAGGUCCAUUGUUUGUCUCAACCUGCCGAGUUUUUCUGGCGGGCUCAAUCCGUGGGGAACACCGGACCCCAAGAAAUCGCGUGAGAGGGACUUGACUCCUCCAUUUGUUGAUGAUGGCCUUAUCGAGAUUGUCGGUUUUAGAGAUGCUUGGCAUGGGCUUAUAUUGCUUGCUCCAAAAGGACAUGGGACUCGUCUUGCCCAGACGAGUAGAGUUCAGUUCGAGGUCAGAAAGGGCGCGAGAGAUCAUACAUACAUGAGGAUCGAUGGGGAACCAUGGAAACAGCCCCUGCCCGUGGACCAUGAUAUUGUUAUCGUGGACAUUUCCCAUUGUGGACAAGUGAAGAUGCUAGCUACCCACCUCUCCCAUUGCGAGAGUGCAUCUGACCCUUCUUCACCCAUCACCUACCCUGAUGAAGACGACCACGAGAAACAGCAAAUCUAGCAUACAGAGGGACGAUUUAGGGAGACCUCUUCAUCAAGCCGUGCAGCGACAAGGCAUAUUUCCACCUGUUCUUGCUGGAAAAUUUUACAGUUUUCUGCAUGAUGUGAUCUAUUUAUCAAUUUGAUGCUGUAAAGUGAUCCUAGCUAGUUGAGUGUCUGUUAUUGGCGAAGAUUGGACAAGCUGACUCCGUGAUCGUUGCUAUUGCUGGCACGAUGGCAAGGUUAGCUUAGCUUGCCCACGAUUGUAGAAACCGUCCCGUACCAAUAUGCUAAAUGUAGAUUGCUUGAUUAGGUUACCCCAA
This is a messenger RNA of Punica granatum (pomegranate), 1969 nucleotides long. The record is from RefSeq and is a predicted model, not a curated record. Lineage: Eukaryota; Viridiplantae; Streptophyta; Magnoliopsida; Myrtales; Lythraceae.